AUGAAGCUCAGUGGUCUCGCUCUCGUAGCCCUCGCGGCAACUUCUGAAGCUUCGCCGCUUAAUGCCAAGCAACUUAUCAACAGCAAGCGCGAGGAUAACAUCUGGGAAGACAAAGAUAGGCUGUGUAAGCGCAGCACGAGAACGCCUGAGGAUGCAGCCGCCACUUGGGAAGAGACUGGCGCAGGUGUUGAUCUUGAGCUUUUCAUCAAGACGCAAUGGGAACAUCAAAAUUCUUGGCUCAAGAACUUGGAGAGCGGUAUCCAAGGCGGAAGCAUCUCUGGAAAAUCACCGGCCGCUGGCUGCGGUGCUCUCUCGGGUACUUGCGCUCCGCUCAACGACAUGUCGUGCGAUGAGCAAUUUGACAAGUAUGGCCCUACGUCACUCGGAAGGACCUCAUACUGGAUUUUCAAGGCUGCUGAGGGCGCUCGCAACAAGCUCCUUGGUAUCAAGGACCAAUUGACUGAGCAGACAAUCAUCAGUAACGGACAGAUCGAUCAGAUGGCUAUUGACUUUGGUGGUAACAGUGAUGGUGGGGUGCAUUCUCUUACCUGGCUUGCGGCCUCUUCUUCGAUGGCUGGAGCUUUGGGAGGGCUUGUCCCUGGAGCUGGUCCUGCUCUUGGUGCUGGCUUUGGAUUUCUCAGUGGUCUCUUCACCGGCCUCGCAGCCGAAGCGCAAGGUGACGAGGUCGAUACACCUGAUAUCAAAGCCGGUCUCUCGAAGGCCUACGAAAAGGCUCAGGGCAAGAUUGAUUUGAUCCUCUCCCUUGCUAUGGGUGGUGGCUCCAAGCCUGAAGAUUACGACAUUUUACCCGCACCUAUGUGGGAUACCUACGAGACCAAGAUCGCCAAGUUCUUCAACGGCGGAUGGUGGCUUGUCGACGACGAUGCCGUGUCUGUUAAUCUUGUUCUUCGAUCCGUUGGCAACAAUCUUCAUAAGAAGGUUGCGAACUCUAUUAUGAAGUCAGCUGGUCUUAAGCUUGUUGCCGAGAAGAAUGAUAACAUCAAGACGGCUGAAGAUUGUGGUUUCGCACCGGGUCGUCAGUGGAUGGAGCUCAAGGACGGACGAUUUUACUGCUUUUACCUUAUGCGAGGUAGCAACAAUCUUGAGGAAGUUGAUGAAGGCAUUUACUCCAAGAUGGCUGAGCAUGGACUUGGCGACCGCGAGAAGUACUAUCGUUCCAUGAUAGACUGUGCUCUCAACGGUGGAGGAGAGGUCGAUGCAAGCAAGUUGGUCUUCAACGAGAUUCCGCAUUGCUAUUUUGAUCUUCCUGUUAAGUUUGUUGAGAGGAACCAUAACUCUUGCGGUUUGUUGGAUUGUCGCGCCAACAAGGAGAGUGACAUUGAGUAG
Molecule: messenger RNA, 1347 nt
Organism: Fusarium odoratissimum NRRL 54006
Lineage: Eukaryota; Fungi; Ascomycota; Sordariomycetes; Hypocreales; Nectriaceae
Exons: 3
Coding region: 1-1347 (448 amino acids)
Source: RefSeq, a predicted model, not a curated record